UGAACUCUCCAGCCAGUUUUUAGUUUUUCAGCCAGUACACUCUAGUUUCGGGCGAGACUUUUUUCGUGUACGUUAGUUGAUGUAGUGCUUUACUUGUUUUUUUUUUCGGGGUGACUUUUUUACUUUAUUUUUUAUGUUAUGACUGAAGCUUAUAGGCAGCCUUCACAGUUUGUUGGUACAGGUCAGGGAUUUGGAACGUCUCCUCAACCGUUCAUUGUUGGACACAUUCCACCAGUGAGGCUUAAAAAUCAACCAAUACAGAAAAAAAUGGAUCCUCCAGCAUGCGUUCAGAACGCCAUGAUGACCAAAGACAAGAAACCCUUCACCUACACCCCUGGAGGAAUAGACCUCUCCGAAGCUCGUUCUCCUCGACUACAACGAAGAAUCGAGAGAAACGCUAAUUUAGGCGGAGUUGGUGACAUACCUCAACACCCUGCUCCUCAUCCUCCAAUCUCAGGCCCUCUUCCUCCAUCUGCCUUGGCUGCUAUGCGCCCUCAACCGCAGGUGCAAGUUUUUCCUUCAGGUCCUCCACCACCUGCGCCCAUGCGCGGUGGAGCACCUCCCCCACCACCACCACCCAAACAAGGAAUUCCUCCCCCACCUCCUCCACCUAGUUGUCCAUUACCCACUCAAAAAGUACAGACCUCUGAUAAUCAGGUUCUAGAAAGGCCUGAUAUGACUAAAAUUAUCCCAGAUAACCCGAUGGCAUUGUUGAGAAAGACUGGAGGACCGCAACCAAGGAGAAGCUUAGUUGAUCAAAUAUUUGAGGAAAGUGGAAAGAGUGCUCCAGAGCCUAGAACUCCACCAGUCCAAAGCCAGCAACAAUAUCAACCUCCACAACAGAGAAUUCAGUCUGGAGGGACACCAAUCUCCCCUGUACCACAACAAACAUACAAACCUUCACUACCGCAGCAACAACAGCAGUACCAACCACAGGCUCAACCACAAUACCAACCACAGCAGUACCAACCACAGAUUCAGCAACAGCAGCAGUAUCAACCUCCGAUUCAGCAAACUACCCCACCCAGAGAACAAUAUUCUAGACCUAGCUAUCCAGAGCCUGUGAAAGAGCAACCCAGGUACCAACCACCGGUAAUAGAAAGGCAACCAUCAGCACCCCAGAACAACGGACAACAAGAAGUGAAAACAAGCACUGCACAUUUGGGAUCUUUGUAUAUUCCUCCCAUAAAUCAACAACAGAAACGUAUAGUAUCACCUCCCUCGCCUCCUGAAAGAAAUCUGGACUCCCCAGGCAUACAGACACCUCCUCUUAGAGAGGCUCCCAGACCCUGGCAGACAAAGAAGCCCCAAGACGAGGUGCCUGCCUGGGCAAAGAGAGAAAACCAGAUCCCUAGUAAUGUAGAUGAAGCAAGGAAAAUUUCUCCUCCUGCUUCUCAACAACAACAACAGAGGUGGCCACAACCCCAAGCUCAGGGAAAUCCUCCACCUUCCUUCCAACAGCAACAGUACGAGCAACCCAAAUAUAAUCAACAGCAGUUCCAACAAGCUUAUGCGGGCAGACCAGAUGCUACUCAACAUCAACAGCCAAUAGGAAUUCGUAUAGAUAUCCGUACCAAACCACAAGCACCAUACCAAGAUCAGACAGAAAUGGAAAAUAGACCUAACGUGGUUUACGUCACUCAACCAUUGGUGUUGCAGCAUCCUGGUGUAGCUCCGCAGAGGCAACAAGAUCCAAACAACCAAGGAGGGGCAAGGGUUGUGCCAGUACCCGUUUUAAAUAGACAACAAAGUUGGGGAAGCAACCCCGUGCAAUCCAAUUCGUUCAAAAUCAUUCAAAAAUUCACCAACACAGACGGUGAAGAAGACGAGUACGACAACGUACCCAUUACUGAACACUCGCCCAAGUAUACACAGAACUUCCAACAGCCUAAUGAUCAGAUGAGACGAAUGAAAGUGAACGAUGGGGAACAAAGUAUUGCAAAUACUUUCAAACAAGUGCCUCGUGGACCACAACAACAGCAGUCUAAAGGACCCCAAGUUAGGAAUAUUCCCAUUCAAAUUGAAGGUGAUGAUACUCCCAGGCCGUAUGUGCAUCCAAGUGAACAAGUGGUACAGGAACCAAAAAAAUACACUGGAAGCUCGAUACCCAGUAGAUCUUUCAAAAUUUUGCAAGCUAUGACUGCUCCAAAUGAUUAUGCCAAUGUAGAAGAGCAAAACGAAGAAACCCCAUACGAUGAAUGGGUGUACCCUCCCCAUUAUCCUCCUUAUCCCUACCCUCCCUACUGGUACGAUUAUUACCGUUAUUAUUACCCUGAAUCAUAUCCCGAAGAAACCCCUACCAAAAAAUCAACCCCUAGAAGUAGUGUUUCUAGAAGUACCUCGCCAGCAAGAUCUGGUCGCCAUACUCCUCUGCCUUAUUGGGGGUAUAUGCCUCCUUAUUGUCCUUCACCCAAUACUACUGAUAGCGGCAAAGAGACGUCACCACAAAAGUCAAUACCACCUCCUUGGUAUGGGUACGAUUCAAAUUACCCUUCAGAACAAGACAGUACCGAUGUAGAUGAAAGUAGCAUAUCACAGGAAUAUUUACCAUACUAUGAUCCUUACUAUUAUCAUUACUAUUAUGGAUAUCCACCACCAAUGUAUCCUCCUUAUUCACCACGAUAUGCCAACAGCGAUACUGACAGUACUAUUAACGGUUAUUCUUCAUUAGAUGAAAAAGGAACUAAAUGUAAAAAGGUAAUAGAAAAUCAAAAGAAAGUUGCAAAUGAUUCUGGUGUAAAAGCGAUAGUAACACCAACUUUAGUAGUAACUGAAGUUGUAACCAAACCAGCCAAACCAACCAAACCAAUAGAGGAAAAAAUUGAAAGUACUACAGACUGUGAAACUGAUACAGAAACAGACGAUGAAUAUAGUGGCCAUCUACAAAUAAAUCCCCUGCAGUCUAUGAAAUCUAUAACAAAUAUUACUUCUCUUAAUGCAUACAGUAGUGACGAAGAUAUUUCUAAAGAAGAAAUACAAGAGGAUGAGUAUUCGGGUGAGUCUAAUGACGAAAUUGAUGAUGCCAGUUCAAUAGGUUAUGAAGACGAUGCUUACCCUCACCAACUUAGUGUUAUUAUGGAAGAGAGUGAAAGGACAGAAUCUAGAAUAAGAAGUUUUAGUGCUAUGAGUGAUACUACUACUAUAGCAGAAAGAAGUGAUCCAGAAGAAGACAUUGUAGACUACAGUAAGACAGAAAAGCUUGACAGUAGACACGAAAGUAUUUCAGAUGACUACAAUAAACAUAAUGAAGAAGAAAAUAUUGUAAAUUGCAGAGAACUAGAAUCGGAUGACAGUAAACAAGAACGUGCUUCAGACCACUAUGAUAGACAUAAUGAAGAAGACGUACUACUAGACACUUAUAAAGAAGAUGACCUUAAUGUAGAUUGUGAACAUGACGAUGAUGACAUAAAAAGUAAUGACAGUGAAGAUUGGUGGGGGAUAAUAGGAAAAGAAGACGACGAUUUACCAGCACCAAAGAAAACACAACUUUUUUGCAAUGUAAACGUAGAGGAAAAGAGCAUUUUGAAUGAAUAUGCCGCCAGUGAAGAUAUAAUAGAAAGUGAUAAUUCAGAUACUGAAGAUAUAGUUAGUAUUAAAGUUAAUGAUGUAGAAACUGAUAGAGUAGAUAAUUUAGAAAUACAUAAAAAUGAUACAGUAAAUAAUUAUAGCACAGAGGUUACUAAUUCAAACAAAAACACAACUCAAAAUUGCAAUGAAGAAAGUAAUGAGUAUAGUUCAGAGGUCACUAAUACAAAUACCAAUACAACUCAAGGUUGUAAUGAAGAAAGUAAUAACUACACAGAAUAUACAGUGGUACGACGAAUUAAAAAGAAAAACAAUGUUGUACACAAAGAAACAGAAGUUAAAGAAAGCUUGUCUCGACCUCCGAGUAUAUACCAAUCUUUAGAAAGCCUCCAAUCAGAACCAAAAUCUAGGCCUAGAAGCAUAUACGAAUCGUUAGAAGAUAUCCAGGCAGAAUCAACUGGAAGUCUUAUAAAAGUUGAUAAUUUUGUAGGUAUUUUGGAACAAAUUCAGAAAGAGACUGGUUUUUGGAACUUAAAUUCAAGACUAAACAACGAAAAAGGUAUCGAACCUGUUAAGUUUAGAAGAACUAGAUCUGUGGAGGAAAAACAUUUGGACGAAGAGAAAAGGUUUACUUGGACAUCGUUUGAAAACUUUAAUAGAGAAUCCCUGGAUGAUUUGGAGAACAAAAUAAAGAGAAUGUCUUGUGGUUCAUUGGAAGAUUUGAAAGUAAAUAUUAAAACGGACGAAACGGUUGAGGGUUCUACUAAUUAUAUUAAGUAUAAUUCUAGUUUGAGCUCAACACCUGUUAUUGAAACCCAAAUUAUUCUUGAAGAUAUAAACGAUGAUAAUAAGUCUUCCACUAAUGAAUCACAUACAGAAGAAUCUGACUCUUCUGCUUCAGAGAAAGACGAUAAAGAAACCAACAACAAUCUAGUGAGACUCGAUGAUGACGCUGAUGUUAAAAUACCUACAAUAAAAGACCGAAUUCAAGCUUUAAGAGAAAGUAUUAACUUAAAGAGAAGAAUAUUCUCUGAUGACACUAAAGAGUUAAGUAAGGAUAAGAUUUCUAUAAAUGAUUCAAGUAACAGAAGCAAAACAGCUUCUUCAAAAAGUAGCUUAAAAUCUUUUGAAGAGUUCAGUGAAGAAGAAGAGGUAGAUUCAGGAGUUACAUCAGACAUGAGUAGGCAUAUAUCAGAUACCGAAGAGUUUCCUGAGUUGAGGAAGCUUACUAAAUACCAAAGAGCAGCUACACACUCAAGACUGUUUAAACUUUUACAAGAAGAAUGCAAUAACGAGGAUGUAGAAGAAGAUGCUGAAGAGAGUAAGCAAGCUUUAGAUCUGAAUUUAAACGAUGCUAAAAAUCCAGUAAAUGAAAGACUAGUUAAUGAGUUGGUAGAUAGUUUACUAAAACUCAAAAAAGGACAAGCGUUUAAGAACUUACCUAAAGAAAAAUUGUAUGCAGCAGCCGUGAAAAUAUUGCAAGAAGAUAUGGAGGUUACAGAUACCCUUUCUGGAUAUUCCACAAGUGUCCAAACACCUCAAGAGUUCGGAACCAAUUCUGAUGAUUAUAAACAAUACUACGAUACCUGGGAUAGAAGCGAAGAAAGCUUUGACAUAUUUCCUUCAAAAGCCUUCAAAGUUCUGCAAGAAUUAUCGAGCAACAAACAAGGAGGUGGAUUGAGCCCUAUAAUAAAGUGUCCCAAGGUGUUGUCCUCUAAAAACAUCCACAAGAAACUGAUCAGACUUUUAGAAAACUCUGAAAACUCUUCUAGUCCCAUUCCUGACAAACCUCCCUUAGAAACGAACGAUGUAACGAGAGUCUCUUGAAAUUCCAAAGGGGCUUUAAGCGAAAAAUUGAUAAUUUCUUGGACCCGGUUUUAAU
This is a messenger RNA of Diabrotica virgifera virgifera (western corn rootworm), 5407 nucleotides long. RefSeq lists its product as uncharacterized. The transcript is spliced from 9 exons. The coding region runs from base 139 to 5352 and encodes 1737 amino acids. The record is from RefSeq and is a predicted model, not a curated record. Lineage: Eukaryota; Metazoa; Arthropoda; Insecta; Coleoptera; Chrysomelidae.